AUGACUGAGAGAAGGAGUGCGAGAGUGGCUGCCCAGGUCGCUGCACGGCUUGAAGCUGAGAAGCCCAAGGCGAAGCCUGAACCCCCCACAAAGCGGGGAAAGGUCAAGGUGGAGAAUGCUGAGGAUCAGGGCAAGAAAAGGGCUGACUCUGUGAAGCCCAAGGCGAAACCUACUAAGAAAAAGGCUAAAAAAGAAGAGGCGAUAGUGAGGCCCCCUGUGGACGAGCACUGCCCUAAGGCAGAUGAGUAUAGAGUGUAUGUUGAUGGUGAAGGUGUAGUCUGGCAUGCUCUGCUCAACCAGACGAAUUUACGGCAAAAUAACAAUAAGUAUUUCAAGUUGCAACUACUAGAAGAUGUGCAGACGCCGGGCCACUGCAUAGCGUGGUUUCGGUGGGGGCGGGUCGGCUAUACUGGCCAGAUGACCAGUAAAGGAGAUGACUUGAGCACGGCUAAGCAGGCCUUUGAGCAGAAAUUUUCCGAUAAGACUGUGAACGAUUGGCACGCUGUAGCGACUGGUGAGGUGCCGUUCAGCCCUAGAGCUAACAAGUAUACUUAUGUGAAGCAGGAUUUCUCGGGAGGACCUGUGGAGAAGCAAGAGGUGGAGAAAGUGAAAGCGGACGUCAAGGUCGAGGAUACUAAGCUGGAUGAGCAGCUGUAUGGUCUGAUAAAGAUGAUAUGCGAUCGCCAGUUGAUGGUGGACCAUAUGAGGGCCUCGGGUGUGGAUGUUAACAAAAUGCCCUUGGGGAAAAUCUCGGAGGAUAUGAUCAAGGCUGGCUAUGAGGCGUUGCAAGCCAUCGAGGAGGAGCUGAGGAAACCCAAACCGAGUCGGUCUCAUCUAUUGGACCUCAGCGGUCGCUUCUACACAGUUGUGCCGCACGACUUUGGAUUCAAAAAAAUGUAUUACUUCAUCAUUGACUCGGAGGAAGUGCUCAAGCAGAAGAUGCAACUACUGGAGGACUUGCAGGAUAUGGGCAAGGCUAGUGAGGAGGAUGUGCUUAUUCCGAAUCCCGUUGACAUGCAGUAUCAAAGGCUUCAUUGCGACCUGGAGGCGCUUACGCCCGAGGACGAAGAAUUCAAAAUGAUAGAGAAGUAUAUGCUCAAUACUCAUGCAUCCACACACAACGACUUCACGGCCAAGCCAUCGGCGAUAUUCAGAGCUUGCAAGGCGAGUGAGGAGGAUGAGUGGAGUAAAGACUGUCCCAAAGAGGCGAGGAAGGACCGUAUGCUGCUGUGGCAUGGUUCACGACUUACCAAUUGGUGUGGUAUCCUGAGCAGUGGUCUCCGCAUUGCACCUCCUGAGGCGCCAGUGACGGGCUAUAUGUUUGGCAAGGGCCUGUACUUUGCCGACUCCUUUAGCAAGAGCGCCAACUACUGCUUCGCCACGCAGAAGAACAAUAGAGGGUUGAUGCUUUUAUGUGAAGUAGCCCUGGGUCGCUCUCGUGAAUAUACCGAAGCAGACGGGCGGGCAGCUUCCAAACUUGGGAAGGGAAAGAAGGCAUUCUAUUCCACCAAGGGCGUUGGUCGAAGCGGCCCCGAUCCGGAGGAGAUGCUGGUUAUGAAGGACGGCCUCAAGGUCCCUCUGGGUAAGAUGAUCGAGCUAGUAUCGGGAGAGAAGGAGAAGCAGUUGUCGCUUCUUUACAACGAGUACAUUGUGUAUAGUACGUGCCAAGUGAGGAUGAAAUACCUCGUGGAGGUCGACUUCACAUUCAACGACGGCAGCAUGUGGUGA
Perkinsus marinus ATCC 50983 is the source of this 1728-nucleotide messenger RNA. RefSeq lists its product as hypothetical. NCBI's taxonomy places the organism in Eukaryota, Perkinsozoa, Perkinsida, Perkinsidae. The transcript is spliced from 9 exons. Bases 1 to 1728 code for a protein of 575 amino acids. The record is from RefSeq and is a predicted model, not a curated record. Gene Ontology annotation, molecular function: NAD+ poly-ADP-ribosyltransferase activity.